GCUCCAUCCACCCCCACUUUCUCUCAACUAACCUCUGCUUUCUCUUUCUCUCUCUCCUUCAAACACUCUCUCUCUCUCUCUAACAUUCAGGUUUUGACUCUCUCCUUUCAAACUUUAAUCCUUAAACAACCAUGAUGCAAAUCGGAUCAUCGGUUCCGGCGCACAAUCUUCACAUAUUUCAGGCAAGAUUCGCCGCCGUUAACACUAAUAUGUCGUCGUCGCUAGCACCGACAAUAAAAGCAUGUUUAUCAAAGACCACCACCAAGCUCACCAGACAACACCUCUCAAAUCUUGAAAAACUUAUAGGCACAGAGCCUCAAGUCAUCAAAUCGGAACCAAAAACAGCUCCGACAGAUAAUGGGUUGCCGGAGAGUAGAGUAAAAGGUCUUUUAGAAGGCCUGAAUUUGCCUCAAAUUUGGCCGGUAAAUAAGGCGGCGGAGGAGAUGUCCCCCCGCCACCUUAACCGGCUGCAAAGGUUGUUGUCGAAAAACGGUAUUGAAUAUUCUCCGCGAAACAGUCUGGCUUCGAGGUGGAGAGAGUAUCAUGGAAGCAAUAAUUGGGAAGGUUUACUUGAUCCGCUGGAUGAGAAUCUCCGGCGAGAAAUGGUCCGGUACGGCGAGUUUAUUCAGGCGGCGUAUCAUUGUUUUCAUUCUAAUCCCGCCACCUCCGGCAAGGAGGUACCGUCACCCCGGCAAGUGGCUUUGCCGGACAGAUCUUUCCGGGUAACAAAGACCCUCUACGCCACCGCCUCAGUUGGGUUACCCGACUGGGUCGACAAGGUGGCGCCGGAUCUCGAGUGGAUGACUCAGCGCACGAGCUGCAUCGGUUAUGUAGCUGUGUGCGAGGAUCAACGUGAGAUAUCGCGUAUGGGGCGGAGGGAUAUUGUGAUCUCCCUACGAGGAACCGCCACGUGUCUUGAAUGGGCCGAGAACAUGCGGGACCUACUUGUGAAAGUACCGGGAAAAAGAGAUGAUAGUUACGGACAACCGAAGGUACAGUGCGGGUUUUUGAGUCUGUACAAGACCGCUGGGUCUCAUGUCACGAGCCUGGCAGAGUCGGUGGUUACAGAAGUUAAACGGUUAACCGAAUUAUACAAAGGUGAAAACCUAAGUAUAACGGUAACCGGUCAUAGUCUAGGUGCGGCAUUGGCUUUAUUAGUGGCCGAUGAUCUAAGCACGUGUACUAAUGACAUGCCACCAAUAGCCGUUUAUACCUUUGGCGGCCCACGAGUGGGAAAUCGUGGAUUUGCAAAGCGUCUUAGUGCCCAAAACGUGAAAGUGCUACGAAUAGCGAACUCUCAAGAUAUUAUAACUAGGGUUCCAGGAAUGUUCGUUAGUGAAGAACUUGAUAAGAAGCUAAGAGAGUCUAAAAGUGUUAACAAAGUGUUGAACAUACUCGAUAAUAACAUGCCAUGGGCCUACACACACGCUGGAACGGAACUAAGAGUUGACACGAAGAACUCUCCUUAUCUAAAACCGGACGCCGACGUGUCAUGUUGUCAUGACUUGGAAGCAUAUCUACACUUGGUAGACGGUUUCUUGGCAUCAAGUUGUCCAUUUAGAGCAAAUGCCAAAAGAAGCUUGGUGAAGUUGCUACAUGAACAAAAUUCAAAUGUGAAGAAACUAUACACAAGCAAAGCAAAUGGGUUAAAGUUAAACUUAGAAAGAAAUAUGCAAAUGUCAAAUUGUUUGCCAAGUCCGUCAUAACUUGUAAACAAAUCUUUUUUCAAGAGGGAUUAAUAGACUUCUUGUUAAUAUACAUCUCACCGGCCUCACUUUUUUACAUUA
Messenger RNA from Helianthus annuus (common sunflower), 1787 nucleotides. RefSeq names its product phospholipase A1-Ibeta2, chloroplastic-like. The transcript has a single exon. Gene Ontology annotation, molecular function: glycerophospholipase activity. The record is from RefSeq and is a predicted model, not a curated record. Lineage: Eukaryota; Viridiplantae; Streptophyta; Magnoliopsida; Asterales; Asteraceae. Bases 132 to 1706 code for a protein of 524 amino acids. Gene Ontology annotation, biological process: lipid metabolic process.